UCGAUGCCGUGAGUCGUAUCUGCGUGUCUCGUGCUCCGAAAUAUCGUGAAGUGAUCAAGAGCGGUGCAGUGAAACAGAAUCCAAAGAAAUGUUCACGGUUUCGCGUCGCGUGGAACGAUAACGCUCGCCGGAGGAUCCCUAGAUAAUGCUAGACGCGUCCGGCAUUCCCAAGGCGGCUUCUCGAGCGUACCCGUCGAGGAGGCUGCAAAAAUAGAAACCAGUGAUUGAUUCUCGCGCUCUGGCGAUGGUGGAGACCCGAGAGAACCAGUCUCGUCGCGAAACGAACGCGACCCGUCCACGGUGAAUCUGCCUCGGUCAAAUUACAGUGUUUACGGUGUUGCGUGGCUCUGUAUGCCGUUUCCGUUCGGUGGCUGUCCCGCGACGGAGUGAUCUCGUGAACGAUAGUGCGCGACUUGCUACUCGAGCGUGAACCAACCGAUAGCGUUCGAAGACGAAGUCGUUGGAUCGUCGAACGAGCAACGAUAUCGCGCGAGUUCUCGAUACUUGGGUGCUUCUCUGCGUGGAAUCGGUGCUGGUGUCGUUUGCUUGGAGGAGAACGUUCCAGGUCGAAACGGGGAAGAGUGAAGGGAGAGGAGGACAAAGGAGCGCCCCCUUAGCUCGGAGGGGAAGAUGCGAUCCCGUCGAAAAUGAACGAUGAAAUAAUCCUGAAGACCCUAACCGCCGGCAACAACAUUCCAUUCGUGGACGAGGAUGGCCCAACGCCGGCCAUCGACCAUCAUCGCGUCCGCUCGAACGUCGCGCGGAGGGAGUCGACGAAGGAAGCCGCUUCGAACCUCGGCUCGCGAUGCGCUCAGAGUUUCGCGACAUUUCGUUCGAUAGCUCAAUCGAAAAACGGCCAGGAGAUCGAUCCUCGAGAGGGAGGUCCUUCUCCUUUACAAAGAGGAGCCAUGUUGGGUCAAAAAGUGUCCCCGCAGCAUAGGUACGUCCGCCAGGCGCCUGCUGCGAGAAGAAACAAAAUCGAAACGGUGGAUACCGCGCCCGAGAAUCCUCUGCAGCGCUAUGAAAACGCGGUAUUAAAAUAUCAGAAGCCCAAGACUCGUCCAAAACGCCAACUGAGUCGCGAUCGCCAACAACAACAACAGAAUCACGGUUACUCCAGCAGCGACGAGAGUGUAGUGAGGAACAAGUCGAAGAGCAUUAGUUCCAUAGACACUCAGUCCGUGAACAACAUCCUGGACGAGUACGAGGACCUCGACUACAGGAGAUCGUCCGAUUUGAGCGACGUGGAGAGCAUCAGCGUGUCGAACUUCGAGGCAGUGAUGAUGGACCAGCAGAAGAAGCAGGACAAGUCUCGGGUCUCGGUGACGACGACGCAUCCCAAACGUUCUCCCGUUCGCGAGAAGGCCCAGCCAGUUCUAAAAGUAAACCAGCAAACUCAGGUGAGGCAGCGGUCGCGUGAGAGGCAGAAGGAAUCCGUGAAACGCGUUCCAGCGUCGCCGAUAGAAGACGAUUGUCCUCCUCGCGCCGGCCAGAUAACAGUGGACGCCAGUCGUAGCAAAGUUCCGGAAGUGCUGCUUCGCAAAGGGGAAGUUCAGAAGCGAGUGGACGAGUGGCUGAGCCAGGCUCAGAGCCAGAAUUUCCCGGCGUCUAGAGAGAAACCGUUAACGCGGUCGAACAGCAGCGCCGAGCAGAAGAGUCAGAGGCGAUAUCGCCAGGACUCGAGGUCCAGGUCGAUCGACGAGGGCAGGGACAAGUCGAACGGAACUUCGUCGAGCUACGACGACCUCAGUCGCGCUGACAAGAAGGUGGACAAGGCGAACAAAGCGAACGUCGCGGUGAACACCAGCAGGGGGACCUACAAGGAGUACCUAGCCCUGAAGAACAGGGGUAAACAGCACGAUUACGGUUUCAGCGCGUCGAACAACGUCAGAUCCAGGGACAUCAGCCCGUCUACUAACUCGAGGAUCCCUCAGAGAGGUCCUUUGAGCUCCAGUUUCAGAUCCAGACGAUUGGACUCCCCUAACGAGGAUAGCAUCGCCGAGCCAGAGAAGAACUGUCGCAGUAAAGUCGCGACGAGUUUGGUAAAGACCAGAAACGAGUCGGAUCACGGUAGGAUAUCUGGGGUAACCGUCGCGGCUACCGGCAGUCCGACGACAACUGCGGUGAUCCCCUGCAGGCGAGCGUCGUUGAAGCGAUCCCAGACCCACGAUCAAAGCUCGAGCGGCGGGACGAGGCCGCUCGUUAAGGAAGAGACAGGCCAGAGGCCGAGGGGAGGAGGUAGCUGCUUGGCCACGAAGGGCCCGAGCAACCUUGGCGACCAAGGCGAGGAGCCGAUCUCGCCAAAUAAGGACGGAGAAAGUAGGCGGCCGACUCUCACGAGCGAUUCACCGCGAGGUAGCGAUAAAGCAGCUGAUGCCGCCUGUAAAUCGAUGGAAGCCUCGAGGAGGAUUAUCGGUGAAUCGAUGGAGACCAGGCAGAAGAGAGAGAGCAGAAUAGACCAGACGAGACAGGAGACCGUGGGCGCGCGUGUCCGCACGAUCCAAGGUCAACAGGAGUCCCGAGUCACGAGAAGGAAUCCUCAAGCGGGGAAUUUGCCGCCAGAAGCUAGGAAACCUCCUGUUCUCCCUAGAAAGGAGCAGGUCCCUUGUCCUCAGGACGCUAAAACCGAUCGAGGCAAGGUAUCGACUAUCGCAUCACCUCCGUCCACCUUCAAGCCGAACAACCGCGUGUACGCCGCCCUCCAGCAACUGAACGAGCAGAACGCCAGGUCUAGAUCGUCAAACGAGACAUCUAGGGCUAGGUACUCCCCGCCGAUCCACGUGGAGAAGAUCUACGAGCGCAGCUUGCAGCCCCAGGUGAUCCACGCCGACGACCUCGAGUCCAUUCUGCGACCUUCGUCGCAGGUCUCCGCCUAUGGCGAGGGAGGUGCCGCUGAGAUGCCUCCCAAGGAACCCGUGGAAGUCGACAAGCGAGAAGAGGAAAUGUACGAACGAAUCGGUGAAUCGCGGUACGAGCACCUGGAGACCAUCGAGGAGGACGAUCAGAAGAGCGAAGCAUCCGUGCGUAGGUAUCUUGAGAUCGAGUUGAGUCAGAAGGUUCUCCAGGCGAACGGAGGACCUAGGGCAUCGCCAGAGAGGAGGAAGGAACCGUCCUACGAGCCUGUGAGGACCUUCGUCACGUUCCACUCGUCCUGCUCCCCCUGCAGCGUCCAAACGAGCCAGACCGGUUCGUCGGGGGGCAACGAACAGGAGGAAAAACCUGCGGAACCGAUCAUGAUCCUCGAGGACUUCGAGGUCCCUUAUGAUCACGGGAACGCGCUCGACAGGAGUCAAUUCUGUCACACCCGGGAAGGGAGCAAUCUGUCUACGGCCACGAUACCUCUGGACGAGCUGGAGAGUGAAAGGCAGAAGUCGAAGGUCGAGGAAGGAAGAAGCGAGGCGUCGGAGUCCAGGCUUCGUCCUGAUGCUGCGAAACCUGAUCAGAUCGAGAACGAAAAGACUAAUUCUAGAGAGAUCGAGGUGGUGAACGAAGUUCUGGUGAAGAAUCUUCAGUUCGAGCAGGACCUACCGAAAUCCGAGCAUUCGAGAUCGGAGCUGGUCGUGGUCGACAAGAUCGCGGAGCACGCGGUUCACCAGAGGCCCAUAGGGUUUCACAACGUCCUGUGCGAUGACUACGAAAACCUCCAGGACGCUCGAUUCAGGGUGGCCAAGGUGUACGUGACGAAGGAAGAAAUGGAGCGGCAGAGGCUGAUGGAUCUGCUGAGGAAGGGGGACUACGACUCCGUGAAAGCGGAAUUGGAGAGGAGUUACACCCUCUCGACCCCUGGGGGUAGCAGCCCUGUCUGUUGUCCGCCCUGCAGCCCGCCACCCGCGCCUGCUGCAUACAUAUCGAGCGCACGUGCGUCCUCGCGGAGACUCGGCGCCGGAAGUAGCAUCGGAGGACCGCCGUCCCCGGAAAGGGAUCCCUUGGGAAGACUGUUAAGAUUCCUGAAGACCUUCUACAGGGAGCUCGGCACUCGCGAUCCACCCCAUUUGCCGGCGUGGGCGUCGCCGCUUCCACUCGGCACCCUUUGUCCAGCGCACUUCCAGCCGCACCUGCAGCUGCUCCACAAAGGCGAGCAGGAACACAGACUCGAGAACAUCAAGCUCGACCAGAUCUUCGCCCCUGUCAGGUUGAGCGAUGGCACGGUGUCCGAGGCCCCACGUCGCGUGGCGGUCGAGGGCGGUCCAGGAAGCGGAAGAACGACCCUGUGCCUUCGUCUGCUCCACCAAUGGGCUAGCCAGGGCGACGGUCCUGCCCUGGCCCUCAUCGUUCCUCUUCGCGAGCUUCGAGGAAGCCCCGUGUUGAAUUAUUUGGCUCGAGAGCUCUUCCCAAGAACAGCCGCCAUUGGAGACGCCGUGGCUCAAGUAUGGCGCACGCUGCACCUGAUGGAGGACCGCAUUCUCUUCGUCCUAGACGGCUACGACGAGUGCGUGGGCGGCAGGGCGUCCCUGGGCGACGCCCUGGACCUCCUCGAAGGGCGACUAUUCCCUGAUGCAAGGAUUCUGGUGACUUGUUCGCCUAGCAACUCGACCGCCUUGUCGCCCCUCGUUCAGAGGAGGAUCCACCUCGCUGGACUCGAGUGGCCCCACGUGGAGAGGCUCUGCGUCGCCUAUUUCAUCCACAACGACAUCGCUGAGAAAGCCUGCGAGUUCCUCGAGGCGCUGAACGUUCAGCCACAAACAGUUAAGCAGCUCGGUCAGCAUCCCCUGGGCUGGAUCAUGCUUUGCUGUCUCUAUCAGGACUCGGGGAGCCUGCCAACGGAGACCAGCGCGCUGGUCCAAGCCGCGGUGAAGUGCAUCGUAAAAAGAAGCUUGGACCCGCCAGUUCCCUAUAACGAGGAGAUCCCAGGCCACUGUAGGAAGCGAUUGGAGGACUUUGGAAAGCUGUCGCUGGCCGCUCUGAGGGAGGGCAGAUGCUGCUACACGGAGGCGGAAUUAAGGGCUCGCGGUGGCGGCAUCGAGGUCACCAGGUUGGGCUUCUUGACCAAGGGGUUGACGUUUGGACAGAGACGAAAGCCAGAUCUCUACACCCCCGUCCACACCGCUGUGGCGGAGUUCCUGGCGGCUUACUAUCUGACAUCCGUGGCUCAGUACGCCAACAUCUUGCGAAGAGAACUCGAGGGCCUGCCGUCAGGCAUCAUCAGCCACCUGGCUGGCCUGCUGGGGCCAAAGACGCAUUUAAUUCUGAACCAACUCUGCCCCCUGGAGGUCCCACCCAGAACCGUGUUCUCGUUGCUGAAGGCAGCAGGCGCCUCUGACGGAAAUAUAUCCGCAGUGUGCAGGCUAGUUGGCGCUGGACCAGGAUUUGGGCCAGCGCCGAACGAGAGACCCCCAGCACCACUGGUUCACACCUCACCCUUGGAACUGGAGGGCUGGGCGAGAAUCCUCGAGAGCCCAGCGUGCACUCUGGAAGCCCUCGAAGUGGUGUUCCAGGUGGAGAGGGGCUCAGAUCCCAGGUACCUCGACGACUUCUUCGAAGCUUUGGCUGGGAACGAGAGCGUCAAGCUGGUGAGGAUCACCUCCCUUCUGGGACAAGAGUUCCCUGCGGACGAGGCGCAGAGGAUGGCUGGACACCUGAAGAGCGUGCUAGGGAAGAAGAAGCUCAACGACUUCGAGCUGGUCAUUACUUGUUUGGAGGAAUCUGCUCACGACCGGCUGGAGUGCGUGGUGAACGCUCUGUGCCGAGGGCUGAGCCACGCGUCGAGCAGCCUGGCACGACUGGUCCUCGACAUGAAUCUGUCCGGCGAGCAAGUGUCCAGGGUGUGCGAUGCUCUUCGUGGCUGCGUUCAAGUGCAGGCUCUGCACUUGCCCCAUUUGGGAUGCGGAUGCGAGGGCCUGGCAUCCGUCGCCGAACUGCUGAAGGAGAGGCCGCUGCUCGCCCUGAAUCUCGCUGGGAGCUGGGGCACCAAGAACGAGGAUCCGUCCAGCUCUGGAAUCAGUAUGGGUUCAGGCUCUGGUUCAGGAAGCAGCGGCUGCGCCUCCAGCACCCUUGGCACGCUACCCCUUAAUCGCUGCUACUCGUCCCUUCCAAGAGGAGCUUUGGCAGCCUAUGGUAGCUUGACGAGGCCAGCAACCCUCCCGCGGCUUCCUCUGGGUCUCGGGCUUGGUCCCGCGCCCGCUACCGGAAACGGGCCACUGCCGCAGAACGACAGGGACAGGGACAGCAACGGAAGCAGCAAGAGGAACAGCGACAGCGUGCUGUGUCAUCGUUUGCCCCUUCUGCACCCUCUGCCCACUUGCGACGUCAGCAGCCACCAAGGAACCGGCUUUCACGAGAUCUUCAACGCCAUCAGAGAGCCGAACUGCAAGCUGAGGUCCCUGAACGUGUCCAAGUGUUUGCUCGUCGGAUUGGAUGCGGGCUGCCUGGGAGAGACCAUCAGAAGGGCGCGCAAUUUGGAUGCUCUGAGAGCUGCAGGAGCAUCCAGGCCAGCGGACGUGAUGCCAUUGGUCCUGGCGUUGACGGAGGCGCCCUGUCUGCAGCUCCUGGAUCUCGCCAGUCCGCGACUGGCCCUCGACGAUCAUCCCUCGCGAUUACUCUGUCACGCCCUCGCCAGGAACACCACCCUCAAGCUGCUCAGCCUCGAGGGCUGGACCUUCAGAAUCGAGGUCGCGCUAUUUCGAGGAGACGCGUGCAUCGAUAUCAAUCGUCGUCAAGGAAACCUGAGACGUCCCGUCCAAUAGGAAGUUGAAGCUACAGGUGGUUGAUUUUUUCAAGAAAAAAUUGGAUACGUCUUACAUUGGAAAAGUUGGAGGUAAAGAAACUGAUAAAAAGGAGGAACAGCAACCACUAAGAAAACUUACUCAGUGAGAAGAUGCAAUGAGAGAAGAGCCGAGCAACAUUGUAGCGAUUACAAGAUUUAUACAGAUUACUAUUGUAAUUUACUCAAGUAAUUUUGUACUCGAAAGUAUAAAAUUUAGAAAUAUUCAAUAAAGAUUUAUUCUAAAGUUAUUAGCGUUACUUGUUUUAUACAACCUAUCCACGGGACAUCGAACUUAUUUAUUAUUAAACAGACGAUAUAUUAUAUAACAAAACUCUAAGGCUUCUAGUAAUCCCUAUACAUUUCCACAAAGGUUGUAUGAUCUAACUAUUCCUAGUCGGGUACCAAAGUUCUCCGUUUCUCGACAUUCGUUACCCGUUUGACUCCCAGCGGAGCAUCGUGUCUUCGCAAACUUCGCCAAAUCGGUUCAAACUCGACGCAGCGAUCAAAGCGACGGUAAAACCGAUUUAGGGAUUUGUCGCAGCUUGUUAGCUCCGUAUUAACGUCGGAGCUUCGUCUUCCCUCGCGACGCACGCGAUCCAGUAAUCUCGGAAGCCAUUGCGCUCGCACGCCUCGCUAUGUUCUCCUCUUAUUGCAGAGUAACACGACACCGCCGACGAUUUCGGCGUCGCGACGCCAUCGUUCGUGCGACCGAAUUCCGACGUUUAACGCCGUCUCACAUCGAUGACAAAAGGAACGCGAAAUUCAGGAUCCCUCGAGAAAUAUGGGCCGUGAUUCGACAAACUAAAAUGGGAGGGAAACUUCGAUUGGAAGUAUAAUAAAUUUAUUUCAUUUAGUUUCAUUUACGAGGGGGCGAAGAUAUUUUAUAUUACUUGACUGUACACCUAAUGCGUCAGUCUUGCAUCCGUUCAUUAUUUAUAUUCAUUUAAUUCUUGUUUUACAUUACUUUACAUUUGCAUUUGCUUAGGUGCCUCUCUUUAUGAUUCAUUAUGGGUGCCAGUAAUCUGUUUCAGACCCACUGGCUCCUCUAUAGCUCGGGUACCUCGGGGUUUCUAAACCCGUACUGUAGCUACAUUGUUCAAUCAAACGUAGCUACAGCCCCUGAGGGUAUUUCAUUUAAGCGAAGUAUUUGUUUCGUAAAUAAAUAAUACUCUGCUACAACAAGAUACCCUUUAUCGUCACCUUUAAUUAAUUUAGAAACUUUCUUCUCGCUAAUAUUUAUAUUAUAAUGCAUCAAGUAUUAGUAUAUAAUGUGUUACAAUAACAUCAAAACCCUGUGACAAUUUAUCUAACCAACUCUCGAAUCCUCACCAUCAAAAUAAAAAUGAAAUUGAAAGAGCCAAAGAAAGAUAAAAUAUUGACUCACUCUGUAUGUCGAAUGCAUUCGAAUAUAUUUCAAGCCACAGGAGAUAAGAAAAGCUGGAGGAUGAAAAACGUGUC
Hylaeus volcanicus is the source of this 8161-nucleotide messenger RNA. RefSeq lists its product as uncharacterized. The record is from RefSeq and is a predicted model, not a curated record. The coding region runs from base 648 to 6683 and encodes 2011 amino acids. NCBI's taxonomy places the organism in Eukaryota, Metazoa, Arthropoda, Insecta, Hymenoptera, Colletidae. The transcript is spliced from 11 exons.